UUUUCAAUGGGCAAUCACCAUCCCAAUUCCAGGAGUUUCUUUGUGUCCUUUCUUCUCCUCACAGAUGACACAGUUGAUGACCAGUGAAAAUCAGACAAUGUUGACUGAGUUCCUCUUCUCUGUGUUUCCACAUCUGCAUGAAGGUGGCCUUUUAUUCUUUAUUCCCUUGCUUCUUAUCUAUGGGUUUAUCAUAACUGGGAACCUAAUGAUAUUCAUUGUCAUCCAGCUGGACACGGCUCUGCGCACCCCCAUGUAUUUCUUCAUCAGUGUUCUCUCUUUCCUGGAGAUCUGGUAUACCACAACUACCAUCCCCAAGAUGCUCUCCAGCCUAGUGAGUGAGCAGAAGACCAUCUCUCUGGCUGGCUGCCUCAUGCAGAUGUACUUCUUCCAUUCUCUUGGUAUCACAGAAGGCUGUGUCCUGACAGCAAUGGCCAUUGACAGGUACAUAGCGAUCUGUAAUCCUCUCCAUUACCCAAUUAUCAUGACUCCCAAAUUUUGCAUCCUGCUGACAGCUGGAUCCUGUCUCUGUGGCUUCUUCCUGGUGCUCCCUGAGAUCGCAUGGAUGGCCAUCCUGCCUUUCUGCGGCUCCAAUGAGAUUCAUCAGAUCUUCUGUGACUUCACACCUGUGCUGAGCUUGGCCUGCACAGACACAUCCCUGGUGGUCAUUGUGGAUGCCAUCCAUGCAGUGGAGAUCCUAGCCUCUUUCCUGGUCAUCUCCCUAUCCUACAUCCGGAUCAUCAUGGUGAUUCUGAGGAUGCCCUCAGCCGAGAGCCGUCAUAAAGCCUUUUCCACCUGUGCUGCCCACCUUGCUGUGUUCUUGCUGUUUUUUGGUAGUGUGGCUGUCAUGUAUUUGCGAUUCUCAGCUACCUACUCAGUGUUUUGGGACACGGCAACUGCUGUCACUUUUGUUAUCCUUGCUCCCUUCCUCAACCCCAUUAUCUAUAGCCUGAGAAACAAGGACAUGAAAGAUGCUAUUGGGAGGCUUUUCUGCUGUCAGAAGAGGGCUGGUGGGGUUGGGAGAUUGAUCUAG
Molecule: messenger RNA, 1030 nt
Organism: Equus caballus (horse)
Lineage: Eukaryota; Metazoa; Chordata; Mammalia; Perissodactyla; Equidae
Gene: OR6K6
Product: olfactory receptor family 6 subfamily K member 6
Biological process (GO): G protein-coupled receptor signaling pathway
Cellular component (GO): membrane
Molecular function (GO): olfactory receptor activity; G protein-coupled receptor activity
Source: RefSeq, a predicted model, not a curated record